UUGCCUCUGCUUUGCCUUGACCCUGACGCUCGUUUGUCCUGUCCGUUUUGUUGGUGUUCGCGCCCGUUUCUCGGACGCACCGGUCUUCAUCAUGAAGGCCUCACCAUCAAGGACGGUCUUUUCGUCCCUCCUCAUAUCAUCCCUCCCACUCUCGCUUGCCCAGCUCACCAUUCCCGAGGAACUUCCAGGCGCCUGGGGCUAUGAAGGAUGCUACACCGACGUGCCCGGCCGGACUAUCAAUGGCGCCUCGUAUGCCGAUGGCGAGGAGAUGACGACCGAGUCCUGCCUGGAGUUUUGCGCUUCCAAGGGUUUCCCGUACGCCGGCACAGAGUACUCGGCAGAAUGCUUCUGCGGCAGCAGCCUUGCUGCCGACACCGCCAAGGUUGCUGACUCGACCUGCAACAUGGCUUGCUCGGGAGAUGCCACCCAGCCCUGCGGAGCCGGGGGCCACCUCUCGCUCUUCCACACCACCGAGGUAACCGGACCGGCAGCGAACCCGGGUGUCAACGACUACAACCACAUGGGUUGCUACAGCGAGGGAACGACCGGCCGUGCGCUUACCUAUGGCGCCGGCCUCCCGGGUGCUGACAUGACCGUUGCCAAGUGCACGGCUGCCUGCCGCGCAGCCAACUACAUUCUCGCCGGUCUUGAGUUUGGCGGAGAAUGCUAUUGCGGCAACAGUAUCGCGAACGGCGCUGCUCCGGCUACGAGCGGUUGCAAUAUGGUCUGCAAUGGCGACAGCAGCGAAUUCUGUGGUGGCCCAGACCGGCUCAAUGUGUACAACUACCAGGACCAAUACAACCCGACCGCGACCUCAGCACCUCCUCCGGCUCCUACUGGCGGCGGCACCAACCCUGGUCCGGCGGCCGGCCCGACUCAACCGGAGACGAUUGCCAACUACGAAUGGUACGGAUGCCAGACCGAGGCCACGGGCACGCGCGCCCUGAGUGCUGCCACCUUCGCUUCCGACGAGAUGACGCUCGAGGCCUGCCAGGCGUACUGCUCCGCUUAUACCUACUUUGGCGUCGAGUACGGUCGCGAAUGCUACUGCGGUAACAGCCUCAACGCCGGUUCCGUUCCCGCCCCUGCGGGAGACUGCAGCAUGACCUGCCCGGGCGAUGCCGAGCAGUACUGUGGUGCCGGUAACCGCUUGUCCGUAUAUGCCAGGGACGGCACACCACCGCCUCCGAGCUCAACCACACCCGCCGGGCCCACGUCGAGCUCCCCGCCUCCCGUCGUUACCGGUCUUCCUGAGGGAUGGUCUUACCAAGGGUGCUGGAUCGAUGGUCAGCAAGGCCGUAUCCUCCCGAACCAGGUCCCCGACAUCCAAACCAACACCCAGGCAGCUUGCGCCAACGCUUGCGCUGCGGCGGGCUACACUAUUUCCGGCGCCGAGUACGGGGUUCAGUGCUUCUGCGGCAACGCCAUCCACAACGGCGGUGUCGAGACUGACGAGUCAGAUUGCAGCACGCCUUGCCCCGGCGACCCGGCCCAGAAGUGCGGUGCUGGUGACCGCCUGAGCAUCGUCUCCAACGGCACCCCCGAAAUUUACGCUCCUCCGGCUCCGCAGCCGAGCGUCGGCGACUGGACCUACCAGGGCUGCGCCGAGGAUAACAUCAACAACAAGCGCACUUUUUACUGGCAGGUGUUUUUCCCUGGUGUUAUGACGCCCAAGAUGUGCCUGGACCGAUGUGCCGAGUUCGGUUAUCACGCCGCCGGCCUCGAGUACGGUGAGGAAUGUUACUGCGGCGACCCGGCCAACAUGGCCACCAGCGGCUCCACCUUCCGCCCGGAGACCGAGUGCGCCGUCCCCUGCGUCGGCAACGCAUCGGCCAUCUGUGGUGGCCUCGCCCGCCUCACGACUUACUUCUGGACCGGCACUCCGUUCUACACGUGGGACUUCCCGACGGACUACCGCGCGGGCGAGUAUCAGUUCCUGAUCGACGGUGUCAACAUCCCGCUCAUUACUCAGGAGACCAUCACCGGCAAGGUUUCGUUCAUUUCCAAGGGCGCGACAGGCCCCGGAAACGAGACCGGUGCCUAUGAGCUUGAUCUCUCCACGCUCACUUUCCGCACGCUUCACAUCAAGACCGACGUCUUUUGCGCCGCCGGUGUGACCUUGCCCGACAAGGGUGGUCGCCAGCUCAACAUUGGUGGCUGGGCUGGUGAUGCGACCUACGGUACCCGCCUGUACUGGCCCGAUGGCGAGCCCGGAAUCCCCGGAACCCACGACUGGGAGGAGAACGUCAACGUGCUCAAGCUCCAAGCCGGUCGUUGGUAUCCUAGUGCUAUGAUCAUGGCCAACGGUUCCGUCAUGGUCAUCGGCGGCUCCAUCGGUUCCAAUGACGCUGCUACCCCCUCGAUCGAGGUUCUUCCCUACACCGGACAGGCACCGCUCUACAUGGACUGGCUGGACCGCACCCACCCCAACAACCUGUACCCCUUCCUCUGCGUUCUGCCCGGCGGCGGCAUCUUUGUCCAGUACUGGAACGAGGCAAGAAUCCUUGACCCCGUCACCUUUGAUACCAUCCAGGAGCUCCCCAACGCGCCCGGCGCCGUCAACGAUCCCAAGGGUGGCCGCACGUAUCCCCUCGAGGGCGCCGCCGUGCUCCUGCCCCAGAAGUACCCCUACACCGACCCUCUCGGUUUCCUAGCCUGUGGUGGCUCGACCGAGGGCCCCGGCCAUGCCCUCGACAACUGCGUGUCCAUCUACCCCGAGGCGGCCAACCCCACGUGGGAGAUCGAGCGUCUGCCGUCGUUCCGCGUCAUGUCCUGCAUGGCCCCGCUGCCGGACGGCACCUACCUGAUCGCCAACGGCGCACUCCACGGUGUGGCCGGCUUCGGUCUCGGCGUCGGCCCCAACCUCAACGCGCUCCUCUACGACCCGGAGAAGCCGCUCGGCUCGCGCAUCACAGUGGCGGCCAACACGACAAUCGCGCGCAUGUACCACUCCGAGGCGAUCACGCUCCUCGACGGCCGCGUCCUCAUCUCGGGCUCCAACCCGGAGGACGGCGUCAACCCGGAGGAGUACCGGGUCGAGGUGUUCAUGCCGCCGUACCUGCUCAACGGCAAGCCGCGGCCGACCUUCAGCAUCGCCAACAAGGACUGGGCGUGGGGCCAGACGGGGAUCCCCUUCACGCUGGGGGCGGCGGCGCGCAACGGCGCCAUCACCGCCACCCUGCUGGGCUCCGUCUCCAGCACGCACGGCAACUCGAUGGGCGCGCGCACCCUCCUGCCCCGCGUCAGCUGCACCGGCACCGCCUGCACCGUCGACGCGCCCACCACGGCCAACGUCUGCCCGCCCGGCUGGUACCAGCUCUUCGUGCUCGACGGCGGCGUGCCCGCCGUCGGCGUCUACGUGCGCAUCGGCGGCGACCCGGGCCAGAUCGGCAACUGGCCGCAGGGCCCCGACUUUACUACCCCGGGUGUCUGAGGGCGGAGGGAGGAGACGGAAAUGAUGGGUUUUUCUUGUGGACUCUCUACGUCUCGCGCCGUGAUGAU
Messenger RNA from Chaetomium fimeti, 3501 nucleotides. Its product is annotated as glyoxal oxidase-like protein. Lineage: Eukaryota; Fungi; Ascomycota; Sordariomycetes; Sordariales; Chaetomiaceae. The transcript is spliced from 4 exons. The record is from RefSeq and is a predicted model, not a curated record. The coding region runs from base 92 to 3433 and encodes 1113 amino acids.